CCGUGUAGACUGUUGUCUCAUUUACUGAGACUGGUUCAGUUCAAACGUGUGAAUCUAAUGUUCUGGUGACCUGGAGGAUAAGUAGGAAGUGGACCUGUGUACUAGACCUGGUCUCCACGAGGAGCGUGGAGGCGCCGACCCGUCUUCCUUAGACGCCCCAUGUGUGACAUCUGGUGUCCAGGUUGAUCCUGUAAUCCCCCGGGCUGCUUACAGGAUUACCGGAUCUCUGCCGGGAGCAGCAGACCAAGAUGAUGGAGGCGCUCAGGCUGCUGCUGGUCUGCUGGCUCCUGUUUGGUCUGGAACCGGUACCGGCUCAGGUACGCCACCCUCUGCCCGUGUUGUGGAUGAUGCCCGCGGGCUCCGUGUCGGGGGGGGGCAACCUGCAGGCCGGCGUGGCUACUGCGGUCCGACUGGCUUUAGAGGAUCUGAAGAAACAAGCGGCUCCUCUGGGGGACUACGAGAUCCAGUUCCAUGAGCUGGACUCACAGUGUGACUCUGCUGAAUCCAUCAAAGCCCUGUUUGAUGCCAUGUGGGUGGAGCCUAACUACCUGCUGCUGUUUGGGGGGGUGUGUCCAUCUGUGACGGCGCUCAUCGCCCGCUCUCUGCCGGCCCUCAAUCUGCUGCAGGUGUCCUUCUCAGACUCGUCCCCCAGCCUGUCCAACAGGAAGUGGUAUGGCAACCUGUUCAGCACGGUGCCUUCGGACCGGGUCUUGAACCAGGCCACGGUGAAGCUGCUGCAGCGCUUUAAGUGGACCCGGGUCGGAGUAAUCUCUCAGGAGCAACCCCGACUCUCAGAGGUGAAGAAAGAUCUGAGCCGACAGCUGCUGAAGGCAGAUAUUCAGGUGGUUUCUUCAGAAAGUUUCUCUGACAACGUCUGCAGCAGCUUGAAGAGGCUGAAGGAACGAGACGUUCGGGUCAUCAUCGGUCACUUUGAGGAGGAGUCUGUCUCCGAGGUUCUCUGCUGCGCUUACAGGCUGAACAUGUUUGGAGCCCGGUACCAGUGGCUGGUGGUUGAUGGUGGAACAUCUGGAUGGAGGUUUGAAAAGCAGGUUCCCGGAUGUACGGCCAACAGUCUGCUGAUGGCAGCAGACGGAUCCAUCAAGAUGCAGAUGAGGCGGCUUGGUAACACCAAGACCCCGGGAAUCUCUGGACGGACCCCUCAGGACUACCAGGACUCGUAUGUUAGAAGGCUGACCCAGGAGGGGUCGAAGGUCAGCCCCCUCCACUCCUUCGCCUAUGACGCUGUGUGGGUGACUGCCAAAGCUCUGACUCAAGUGAUGGAGGCGGUGAAGCACAGAGAGAAGUAUAGCAGCCGGAGAAACGUGAGCCUCAGUGGGGAAGAAGUCCAGAAGACACUGCUGGAGGCUGUGAAGCAGACGCAGUUUGAAGGAGUCACGGGUUCAGUGUUCUUUCGUAACGGAGAGAGAAUGGCGGCAAUCGAUCUGAUCCAGUUUCAAGGCAGCAGUGGGGUGUCAGUGGGGGACUUCAGUACUUCCACACAACAGCUGCGUCUGGUAAACCACCUGCUGAAGUUCCCAGGUCCAGGACCGACCAGGGACCGGACCCUGGUCGUGGUGCAGCGGCAGCAUGUCAGCUUCCUGCUGUACGGCAUUAUAUCAUCAGCUGCAGCCGGGACCAUCUUCAUCACGCUGGCCCUCCUCUUCUUCACCGCCAUCUGCCGUAAACACCGGCCGCUCACGCUCAGCGAUGGAUCGGAGGACGAGCUGCUGCUGCUCGGCGUCCUGAUGUCCUCCUCCUCCAUCUUGGUCUCCGGUCUGGACGGAGCCACGUGGUCCCUCUGGACCUCUGAGCUCCUCUGCUCUGUGCGCCUGUGGACCGUCUCUCUGGGCCACACAGUGGGCUUCAGCGUUCUGUUCAUCCGAACCUGGAGGCUUCACUCGCUCUGCAGCGUGAGGCACAAGCCGGCCGGCCGCGUUCUGCUGCUGCUGCUGCUGCUCGAUGUGUCGCUUUUAAGCACCUGGCAGACCGUAGACCCUCUCAGGCGGGUGGAGCUUCAGUUGAGACCACAGAGUGUCCCGGCUCAGGACGAGCUUGUCCAAAUGUUUUCUGAAAGCUGCAGCAGCUCCAACAUGCAGCUGUGGAUCGCUGCUGUGUGCGGAUCCAAAGCUCCUACAAUGGCUCUGGGCUGCCUGUUGGCAUGGAGCGUGAGGUCACCGGGUCGUCCACAACCUCUCACGCAGUGUGUAGUUGCCGUGACGACCUUCAGUGUGUCCGGCCUGCUGGCGUCGCUGCUGACGGCCCACAAUCCUCCUCUCCAGCUGGGCGUCAGCGGCGUCCUCGUCCUCUGCUGCAACCUCUUCGUCCUCGGCUGGCUCUUCGGGCCGAAGGUUAGCGCGACCUUCAGAGAAGCGAGAGGCGUCUUGAUGCUCUGUUCCUCUGACGUGGUUCUUUCUCUUCAGUUCCUGUAUGGAGACGAUGAGCUGGGAGACAAAGAAGAAGAGGAGGUGAGGGGGAGGAGCCUGAGCGGCCUCAACCUGCAGCUCUGGAGUCACAACGCACAGCUGGAUUCAGACAUAGAAACCCUCCGCUUGCAGCUCUGUGAGGCGACGCAGCCGAAGCUUCAGCGCGGCACCAGAGGACGAGACUCAGCAGGUGGACUCAGAUCUGUGACAUGGUCCCAUGCGGCUCAGGUCUUCUCUGAGGAACGGAGCCCGGCUUGGGACCCUUUGAGUCCUGACGGCAUCAACUCUCCUGAACAUGUGAGGCGCCGCCUGUCUGUCCAGCUGCCGAUCCUCCAUCACUCCUACCUGCCGGCCGGCGGCGUGAGGGCCAGCAGCUCCAGGAUGUUCUGGGACGACAGCUACUUCCUGUUCCCCGACCAAUCAGACGGUGGCUGUGACCAUGUCACUGAGGAGUAGUGGCAAAAGGACUCUUUUACUUCAAUACUACAUUGAUCUGUCACAUUUAUUCCAAGUAACUAUAUAAAUCUGAUAGUUGUUUAAUCAGCUGAUCACUGACCCGAUAACCGGCUGUUGGGAGCUGCAGUUUGACAUGUUGGAUUUAUACAGAUUAGAGAUGUAGGAUUAAAUUGUGAUAAUAAAUAAAUAAUCUGUAUUUAAAGUUUACAGGUUGCAGGAUAAAAGUUGAAGAAAGAAGAAGAAAACAACAACAUACGUCUUGAUUUAUAUUUGUUUGCGUUAACCAUGAAAAACAUUUUUAAUGAAGACGAUAUUGAUGUUCCUCCCAUGUAUGAUGGGGUGUAAUGAGGUGUGGUGAUGUUUGUCGUUGGGGUGUAAUGAGGUGCUGGUGACGUUUGUCGUUGGGGUGUAACGAGGUG
Gasterosteus aculeatus aculeatus (three-spined stickleback) is the source of this 3298-nucleotide messenger RNA. Lineage: Eukaryota; Metazoa; Chordata; Actinopteri; Perciformes; Gasterosteidae. The record is from RefSeq and is a predicted model, not a curated record.